AUGGAUUCGAAACUUGAAGAAAACCUAAAUCCUGAAGAAGAACAAAACCCCCUCGCGAUUAUCCCUUCUUCUCUACCCAUCGCCUCCAUUUCUCUAUCAUUAUCACUGUUUCCCACAUUCAACCAAUUUCUCAUCAAUCCCAGAUUCACUCGCCUCUUUUCUCACCAUCCAAACAAGGUUAAGAUCCCCACUCAAGCCUCUUACCUCACCCACCUCUCUCUUUCUUCGGUCUCUCCUUCUCCUCUACCUUCCAGAGUCUCCUUCAAAUCUACCAUCGCCGCAAACCCGCUCCAAUCCCCUCUCUCAAUCGUCCCGCGUCGUCCCUCCGAUCCUUCCUCCGCCGCCGCUCUCCGGCGCGCCGCCGUCGUAUGGUUCCGAAAUGACCUCCGUGUCCACGACAACGAGUGUCUCACCUCCGCCAACGAGGAAUGCGUCUCCGUUCUGCCCGUCUACUGCUUCGACCCCAGAGACUACGGCAAAUCAUCCUCCGGUUUCGACAAAACGGGCCCUUUCCGUGCCCAGUUUCUGAUCGAGUCCGUUACGGAGCUCCGGAAGAAUCUCCAGGCGAGAGGGUCGAACCUGGUCGUCCGGGUCGGGAAACCCGAAUCAGUUCUGGUGGAAAUGGCCAAGGAGAUCGGAGCCGACGCGAUAUAUGCGCACAGGGAAGUGUCUCAUGACGAGGUUAAAGCGGAAGGGAAGAUAGAGACGGCGAUGAAGGAGGAAGGCGUUGAAGUCAAGUACUUUUGGGGAAGCACUCUGUACCAUUUGGACGACUUACCAUUCAAAAUUGAAGAAUUGCCGUCAAAUUACGGAGCUUUCAAGGACAAAGUCCAGAAACUGGAGAUUAGGAAGACAAUCGCAGCUCUUGAUCAGUUGAAAAGAUUGCCCGCUCGAGGAGACGUAGAGCUUGGCGAGAUUCCUUCUCUCUUGGAUCUCGGCAUCAACCCGAGUGCUAGAACCAGCCAGGAGGGGAAACCGACAAUGGUAGGAGGAGAGACAGAGGCGUUGACUAGGCUAAAGAGCUUUGCGGCGGAUUGUCAAGCUCGACUGAGCAAGGGGAAUCAGAAAGGAUGCAAUAACAGUGUGUUUGGUGCAAACUUCUCGUGCAAGAUAUCACCUUGGUUAGCCAUGGGAAGCAUCUCUCCUCGUUCCAUGUUCGAUGAGCUCAAGAAAACCAUCUCUGCUUCAGUUACCACCCCCUCAACUCCAAGGAACGGACCGGGGGAUACAGGACUCAACUGGUUAAUGUAUGAGUUGCUAUGGAGGGAUUUCUUCAGGUUUAUAACCAAGAAGUACAGCUCUGCGAAGACGCAGGUCGAGGCUGCUCCUGCUACAGCCUGUACCGGCGCUUUUGCUUAA
This is a messenger RNA of Microthlaspi erraticum, 1359 nucleotides long. NCBI's taxonomy places the organism in Eukaryota, Viridiplantae, Streptophyta, Magnoliopsida, Brassicales, Brassicaceae. The record is from the annotation of a GenBank genome assembly.